This is a messenger RNA of Ichthyophthirius multifiliis, 1527 nucleotides long. RefSeq names its product pa domain protein. The record is from RefSeq and is a predicted model, not a curated record. Lineage: Eukaryota; Ciliophora; Oligohymenophorea; Hymenostomatida. The transcript has 2 exons.
AUGUAUAUACAUAAUUUACUAAUUAUAAUACUAUUAACCACAUAUUAAAUAUCUUAAGUAUAAGCAAAUCUAAUAAUACUAGGUCCUUAAGAAAUAAAAAAAGAAAUAUAAGAUUUAGACAAAGAUAAGAGUGAGCUAAUAUAAUAUUCUAUAGGUAAUUUUGGAUUUGUUCCUUAUGGAAAGCGUAUAAUUGGAGAAUUAAUCGUAGCAGAUCCAUAUAAAGGCUGUACUGAAAUAGUUAAACCUUAAACAGACUAAUUGGAUUAAACAAAUACAAGUAUUUACUUUUUGUUAAUUGAAAGAGGAGAAUGCUCAUUUGUAACAAAAGCAUAUAAUGCUUAAUUGAUUGGUGCUAGUGUUGUGAUUUUUGUAAAAAAAAAAAAUUAUUUAUUUUAUAAAAAAAUUAAAAUAAAGGUUGAUGAUAAUCCAAAUGAAAAUGCUAGUAAAGUUCUUAUAGGUGAUGAUGGAAUGGGAGAGCAAAUUUAAAUUCCUUCUAUUAUUAUAGGAUACAAAGUCGGAAAAGCAUUAAAGAAAUGGUUAGAAAACAAAUAAAAUUAAGGAAAAGUCUAAUUAAGUAUCGAGUUUGUAGAAUAAAAAUUUGAAUAAACGAAUUAUAAAAUAUGGAUUUCUUUACCUUCUAAAUAUGCAAACAGAUUAAUUUAUUAAACAAGCAAAAUAUAAAAGAAAAUUGGAGAAAAUAAACUUUUCUUUGAACCAGUAUAUUAAAUAUUUAGCUUACUUGAAUAAGAAUAGAAUGAAAAUUGUAUUUAAAAAGGUAAAUUUUGUGCUAAAGAUCCUGAUUUACCAACCGAAAAAGGAAAAAUCCCAACUUCUUCAACCAUAGCAACAGGAGCAGAUAUUGUAAACGAAGUGAUAAGAUAAUUAUGUAUAUUUUAAUAGGAAAGUAGUCUUUGGUGGGAUUAUUGGAGAAAUUUUGCUAUUUAAUGUAAUAAACCUUAAUUAUAUAAAGAAUGUAGUUAUUAAAUAACUAUGACAAUGGAAAAUGUAAAUGUUGAAGUUUUAGAAUAAUGUGUCAAAGCUAAUUCUGAAUCUAAUAGUCCUUUGUUAAGUAAAUAAUUACUUUUGCAAGAAUAAUUCAAAAUUAGAGGUUGGCCUAGUCUUACUAUAAAUAAUUAAAUUUAUAGAGGAAAUAUUAUUCCUGAUAAUAUAUUUGAAGCCCUUUGUAACAGCAUUCAAAAGCCUGAAGGAAACUGCCUUACUUAUACUCAAGAUUUUAUUGGAAAAAAUGACUUUGAUGAUAUUGGAAGUGGAAAUUAAAGGAUGAGCAUUUGGGUUAUUCUAUUAAUCACUUUUAUUGGACUUAUAGCUGUCUUUGCUUUACUUGGGUUCUUUUACAGAAAAUUCAUUAAAAAAGAAAUGUCUUAAGAAAUGAAUUAAUAAGUGAAUUAAAUGGUUUCUUAAUAUAUUGCUUUUUAUGAAAGCAGAGGAAAAAAUGGAGAGUGAAUACUUUUUUUUAUUUUUUACAAUAUAAUUAUUUUUUUAUUUUAAAAAUAUUUAAAUUUGUUU